AUAAUUAGACUAGGACUGACAAGGAAAAAACACCCCUCUUUUAUGAUAUAUUACUGGUAACCCACCCCUCAUUUUAUUCUAUAUAUAAUAUACUUUUCUCACUCUCCUUUGGCCGUCUCUCCCUUCUCCAAAGCUCCCAAAUUAAGCCUGCUUCAAUCGUUGAAGCAAUUUCAAGAAUCAGAUUGGCAGAUCAUUGAUAAUAGUAGUGAUGAAGCCAAAAUCAAGAAGACUUUCCAAUAAUACUCGCAAGUACUCCCAUGGCACUGCCAUGAAUGCUAAGCAGAAUGAACCGGCUUCCCGUUAUGACUUCGCCAAGCUAUCGGAAGCCUUGGAUGUUGCAUGGCCCAAGGCCGAAGAAGAAGUUGUAGACACAGCUCCCUGCUCCAAUUCUAAUGCAGCAUCUGAUGAGUCUGCUUCCGUUUACGAUUUCAGUAAGCUCUCGGAGACACUGAAUGUCGUCGGCAACAAGCACAAAGAUGCAUCUGCAAAGAGAUAUAAGGCUCGCCGUGAACAGCAAGCAUUGAAGAGAUGUAAGCUUUACCAAGAAGAAAUUUUGGAAAUGGAAACCAAGGGUCAAAUCCACUGUAUUUAUUUGGAAAAAGAACAUGGAUGCUCUAGAUAUUCGAUCUGGACAGAGGAGAAAAUUGGUUUGCUAUCACAACACAAGUUCUUUUUAGAUUAAUUGGUGGCAUUUUCUUUUUCUUUUUCCAUUUUUUGAGAUUUCUUUUUUUGAGGUAUGAUUCCUCUUCCUUUCGGUAAGGCUCUGUUCAACAUGAAAUUUAUAUAUAUUUUCUUAUGCUUAACUAGUUCCAAUUAUGUUGUCAUAUUUAAGCUGUGAAACGUACGGGUACACUAUGGUUCAUAAUAUUCGUUUAAUUUGCUGAUUC
Alnus glutinosa is the source of this 887-nucleotide messenger RNA. RefSeq lists its product as uncharacterized. The coding region runs from base 209 to 682 and encodes 157 amino acids. NCBI's taxonomy places the organism in Eukaryota, Viridiplantae, Streptophyta, Magnoliopsida, Fagales, Betulaceae. The transcript has 2 exons. The record is from RefSeq and is a predicted model, not a curated record.